AGCUGUCAGAUCCCAGCCGGAACUCGGUGUGAGCCAACCGCGGCAUUGCACACUCUCCAUUGGCUGAGAGCUGCGGCAGGGGCAGGCCCAGGCUUGCGAUUGGCUGUUGGAGCAGGGUGUCUGGAGGGCUUAGCGGUCGGCGGGCUCUGACGGUCAUGGAGACUUCGUCGGUGCGGACCCGGGGGGCUGCACGGCAGCGAGGCUCUGCGGCCCGGGAGAAGCAGGCGCAGGACCAGCCGGAGCGGAGGCAGGGGCAGCGGAGGCGGGGGCGGAGGAUCAACGAGGACCAGGAAGAGGAAGCAGUCUUUAGAGAUGUGGUCAGUUUCACUCCGGAUCCUUUACCAGCUAGAUAUUAUGACAAGGAUACUACCAGACCCAUCAGCUUUUACCUAUCAACGCUGGAGGAGCUCCUGGCCUGGACCCCACUCACAGAGGAUGGCUUCAACGUAGCCCUGGAACCCCUUGUAUGUCGCCAGCCCCCACUGAGCAGCCCCAGGCCCCGGACCCUGCUGUGCCAUGACAUGAUGGGCGGUUACCUGGAGGACAGGUUCAUCCAGGGCUCAGAGGUGCCGAACCCCUACUCCUUCUACCACUGGCAGUACAUCGACAUCUUUGUGUACUUCAGCCAUCACACGGUCACCAUCCCCCCGGUGUGCUGGACCAACGCCGCCCACAGGCACGGGGUCUGCGUGUUGGGAACCUUUAUCACAGAGUGGCAAGAGGGAGGCAGGCUCUGCGAAGCCUUCCUGGCCGGGGAUGAGAGCUCCUUCCGGGCAGUGGCUGACCGGCUGGUCCAGAUUGCUCAGUUCUUCCGUUUCGAUGGCUGGCUCAUCAACAUCGAGAACUCUCUGAGUCAAGCUGCUGUGAAGAACACACCUUUAUUUCUCCAGUACCUGACCACACAGCUCCAUCAGCAGGUCCCCGGAGGUCUGGUGCUGUGGUACGACAGUGUGGUGCAGAGCGGGCAGCUCAAGUGGCAGGAUGAACUGAAUGGACAGAACAGGGUCUUCUUCGACUCCUGCGAUGGCUUCUUUACCAACUAUAACUGGCGGGAGGACCACCUGCAGCGGAUGGUGGCACAGGCCGGGAAGCGCCUGGCCGAUGUGUACGUGGGCGUGGAUGUGUUUGCUCGGAGCAAUGUGGUCGGAGGCCAGUUCGAUACUCACAAGUCCCUGGAGCUGAUCCGCAAGCAUGGCUUCUCGGCCGCACUGUUUGCUCCUGGGUGGGUGUACGAGUGUCUGGAGAAGAGCGACUUCUUUCAGAACCAGGACAAGUUCUGGAGACUGCUGGAGCGCUUCCUGCCCACACACAGUAUCUGCUCCCUGCCCUUUGUCACCUCUUUCUGCCUGGGCCUGGGUACUCGGAGAGUCUGCUAUGGCAAGGAGCAGGCAGUGGGGCCCUGGUACCACCCUAGUGCCCAGGAGACACAACCCCUCUUUGGUGAACAUAAGCUGGCUGGCGGCAGUCGGGGCUGGGUGAAGACACAGUGCUGCCUGACCGAUGCUUGGCACGGGGGCAGCUCUCUGCUGCUCCGGGGCCUGAUCCCGUCUGAGGUUGACAGUGUAGCUGUGAGGCUGUUCUCUCUGAACGUCCCAGUACCCCCCAAGGUUUUCCUGUCCAUGGUGUACAAGUUUGAAGGCUCAACGGAUGUCCAGGUGGCUUUGGAGCUCACAACGGGGGAUGCCAGCAGCUGCCAUGUGGGUGGCAUGUUGGUGUUAAAUGCAGAAACUGGCUCACGGCACAGCCCUAGACCCCUCCAGGUACCUCCCACCAGGCUGGCCAGAUGGGCCAGCAGUUGUGGCCAGCAGCUCAGUGGGAGCUGGAUUCAACGCUGCUAUGAGGUAAACCUUCGUGGGUGCCUGCUCCAGGACCUCUUGGUGAGCUUCUCAAGGCCGCCAGGCACCCAGGAGGAGAAGAGCUUCAUUUGUCGUCUUGGAGAGAUCCAGGUGGUUGAUGCCAGCAGCCUUCUGGACCCUCUGCCCCGGGUGCAAAAUGUCACCGUCUCUCAGCUGCGCUGGCUUCCUCUGAUCACUGGGUCUGAGGGCCGCCCUGCCCGGCUCCUCCUCAGCUGUACCCUGCACUGGUCCUACCUGAUGCUCCGAGCCCGCUGCUUCCGGAUUCACUGCUGGAAACGGACAGGAAGCAGCUCUGUGACAGAGGAGUCCCCAGGGACAGAGGAGCCGGUGUUCCUGGGCCUGGCUUUUGCCAACCAGUACCGUGUGGUGGACUUGGCAGUGGAGGCUGCUCAAUUGGGGCAGGAUGGUCGUGUGGAGUUCCUGGUGGAACCUGUCCCCAGGGAGGGUUUCUUGGUGCCUCAGGCUGAGUGGGGAAGGGCGGUCCUGCUCUAUGCGGCCUCUCAGUGAGCCCACUCCAGAGCACAGCACCUCCUCACCUCAAGACUCGAGGCCCAAGGCUGCGUGGACUGCCGAGGAUAGCCGGAUCCCCAGGAGACAAGGUCUCCAGGUUUUGCCUGUGAUCUCAGGAGGCUCUGUCCUUCUGUAAUACUCUCCAUGGGAUGUGGUUCUCAAGGAAGAGGGAGAGAGUUUGAGGUUUCUUCCAGAAAAUUCCAUAAAGGCUAUUCCUCCCAGGCUGAAAAGAUGCUUCUGUUGAGAGUGGCGGCCAUUUAUCUGUGUAGCUUUGACAAUCAGAGGCAAACUGCACUGGUGGCCCUGAAGGCUGAGGCAGCAGUCAGUGUAGGAGCACGAGUCAGGGAUGCUCAUGGGGUAGCUGGAAUGGUACUCCCCAGACCAGCAGCACUGUCGGAGGCUACUGGCAUCACACCCCCACCUGCAUAAGGUGGGCCAGUCACAUUUCAGACUACCUGUAUGGAUGGCGGCUCUGGCAGCUGACCAUCCCAGUGAGCCCCAAGUCCCUUACCUGGGCAAUAUUUCUCACAGGCCGUGAGAAGGCACACGGGUGCGAGGGUGUCUUAUGUCCCCCAAGAGGCAGGUGAGCCACGCCUCCUUCCAGCUACAAUGGCAUCCUUCGCUGUACCAAAGCCCUGUUGUCACUAGGUUGCAUGGGGACUUCCUGCUGUGUGUCUGGGUCUUGAAUGACGUCACUGCCACUUUCCCCCAACUGCCCCCCCCCCAGCUUCUCCUAGUGCUUCCUGCUCAGUCCACAGUAGAGUUCUCCUCCCUUCUGUGUUCUAAAUGUGACCCUCUGUGAGCCAGCUCUGUGGUCUGACCUGUGGCCCUCAUGCUGUCAUAUGGGGGGAAGCCACAAGAUGGCAGAGCAGUCGGUUGCCAUCUUCUGAGGUAUGAGGGUUGGGUGGGUGGAGUUUCCUCAGAGUCCCAAGUGUGAGGCAAGGAGGAGUGCGGCUCCUGCCUGUAAGGACUGGGUGCGUCUCCCCCCCCCCCCCCGCCCCCCCCCCACCCUGAUUUCCCGGGCACCCUGUUCCUCUUGCAUGUAGUAUAAGCGUGAGGACCUAGAACCUGAGGUUGGGAACAUUGUGUCCUGUUUGGUGUGGUUCUGCCAGCUCGCACACAGUCAGGGUGCAGGCCAGGGCCUCUGGUAAAGCCCAGGCUACUCCUGUACCCUGGCAUGGCUUUGCCAGCCUUGUGCGGGAUGGGGGUGGGGAGACCUAGACUAUGCUGGCCUUUCUCUGGUGUGUCAUUCAGAAUCUGCAACAGAGCCUCUGCUCGCCCUCUCCCAGCCAGGGCUCUGUGUGGCUGGAGCAGAGUCAGCGGGGACAGGGCAGGUGGCUGGCUUUGGGCGGGGCAGCAUUCCUGAAUGCCCUGCUACCCCACAGCACAAAGUCUGCUUUUAAAGUGCUGGUUCCUUCAAAUAUCUUAUGCAGAGGAGGAGAGAAAAUUUAUAGUGUCAAUUACUCCCUCACAGUCUGGUGAGCAAGCAAUUAGAAGAAAGGGGGCUUAGCCGAGCAACCUCACGUCCCAGGAGCACAGUCCCCAGUCCCGGCAACACCGGCUCCUGCGCAGGAAAAUUAAUCUGCCGGCAUUUAAGCCUAGGCCCCUCUGGUGGAUAUAAUCGCUUGGAAAUAAAUUAUCCAAUGUGAAAAAUGA
Messenger RNA from Apodemus sylvaticus (European woodmouse), 4022 nucleotides. RefSeq names its product endo-beta-N-acetylglucosaminidase (gene Engase). Gene Ontology annotation, molecular function: mannosyl-glycoprotein endo-beta-N-acetylglucosaminidase activity. The record is from RefSeq and is a predicted model, not a curated record. Gene Ontology annotation, biological process: protein deglycosylation. Gene Ontology annotation, cellular component: cytoplasm. Lineage: Eukaryota; Metazoa; Chordata; Mammalia; Rodentia; Muridae. The coding region runs from base 156 to 2363 and encodes 735 amino acids. The transcript is spliced from 14 exons.